AAGCAGGAAAAGCAGGAAGAGUAUAUAUACAGUUCGAGAAAAGUGGGAAAAGGCGGACAGCGAUGAUGUCGCCGCGAUCCGCGUGUCUUCCCCUUCCGAUCUUCCCCCUUCCUGCUUCACGCUUCUACUGUUUACCCCGCGAUGACCACUGUACUGGGCCGCCAGGGCCGUUGAUUUGGGUGGCCGCAUUCGUUUCUACAAAUCGAGAGAAUACCAUGACUUCGCCUUUGGACCAGCUCGUCAAGGGCGCUCCGGUGUCGUCGACUGCCCGCGCUCCCACGCCGGAGCCGUUGAAUCCCACCCGACCACCAACAACGUCGGACUCGUCGUCCUCGCAGCGGCCCUCAACACCAGAUCCUCUAGCCACACUACCUUCCUCCCCACCUCAAAUAUAUUUGAAUCUGUUGAUUCUCGAAGCCUCGCUUCGUGCACAAUACCUGGCACUGCGAGAGCGUCGCCGCCAAAACACCUUCUUUCUGCUACUCCUUGCAGCUUGGAUCGCCUACUUUGCAUAUGCAUUGUUCCUGCGUCCCCGCGAAGAUGGACGCGGUGUGGGUGGCUCGGUAUACUGGGUGAUUGAAAUGGGAGAGAAAGUCGCUCUUCUUGGUGGGGUAGUGACAGCUCUGCUAGUUUGGGGAACAGGGCAGUGGGAGCGCGGUAUCCGCUGGCCCCGUCGGUGGCUGGCGGUUGCGAAUCGUGGCCUGCGCGUGAUGAACACCAAGAUCAUCGUGAUCCGUGGGCCUUGGUGGCAAGAGAUGCUCUCCUACGUCUCCUUCCUCUUCCCUUUCUCCGCGCCAUUUUUCCCUUCGUCGUCGGGCAAUUUCCACCUCGUCGAGCGGCACCCGUCCGAUAAGCAGCGUAGUCGGCAGCACUACCAGCAAUACUAUAAUGGCGGCGACAGCGAGUCCGGCCUGGUGGAAGAAGACCUCAGUGCCGGUGGUGACUAUAUCCGCCUACUUUUGCUACCCAAAUCAUUCUCACCCGAGUUCCGCGAGAACUGGGACGACUAUCGUACCGACUUCUGGGAUAAGGAAAACGAGCGCCGAGCUCAGCUGCGUCAUAAACUGCGCGAGCGUGAGCGCCAGCUUGCCCAGGCCGAGGGAGGCUGGUUUUGGCGUCUUGGAUUAGGCUGGCGCGCCUCGCAGCGCCGCCGCCUAGUAUCAGCCACCCUCCACAAAUCUCUAGAAUCAGAGUCCAAGUUCCGACCCGGCGCUCAUCAUCAACAUGCCCCAUCCGUCUCAUCAAGGCUCAGCCAGGAACUUCGCGCACCUGCUACCCGCCGCAACACCAGGUCCGAAUCAUCUCAUUCUCGGACCUCCUCCCGCAGCUCCACCCCAGUUGAUGUUGAUGACCGGCCACCUUCUCGCUCCUCCGCAACUGGCCGUCCCCGUCGUGGGAGCACCACUCCGUCGAUCUCGGGGCCAGAAGCGAGCCCUCAACAACGGAAACGCAAAGGCUCUAAAUCACUACGUCGUGGGUUGUCGCCUCUGACGCAAGCUCAAAUUCGGGAGGGUGUUCGCACGCCGUCGUUCUCGUCGGACGAUUCUGGUAUAAUGCCGAUGGAGAGCAAGGACAAGGAAGCUAUUCCUACCUCUGCCCCUGAUGCGAGUCCCUCAGUUUAGACUAUAUGAUAAUUUUGGGCCCUACUCUACUAUGAUGCCGUCUCUUUCUCGUGCUGCGCCUAGGUGUUGAUUUGAGAUUUCCCCGUUUGUAAUAUUCCUAGCGUUCGUGGCAUAUGAGUUCCAUCAUAGAUAUCAUUCAUUUGCAUGGGCCGUUGAACAUGUGUCUUAUUGAGAUUUGUUGCAAGAGGCAGAAGUAGCCCGAUGGUAUUCUCUGGCAUCGUCAAGAUCUAGUGCCUCCGGGGGCCAAUCAAUUGAGACGCCUUAAAUUCAUCCAUUUCUGUUGAUCCUUUGCCUUGCACAAUUCCCGUCCAUUGCCCUUGUUAGCGUCAAAGACAUGAAUCUGAUCGAGACGUGUGUAUAGUCUAAGGGAUGGAUACCAAACAUAUGACCUCAAUAGCAAGUAAUCAUGAUUAUCAGAGGAUUCAGAUUCAAUUGUCGAUACCUUAGCAUCUAGAACCACUUGCUCAUAAUCUUCUAG
This is a messenger RNA of Penicillium brasilianum, 2100 nucleotides long. The record is from the annotation of a GenBank genome assembly. NCBI's taxonomy places the organism in Eukaryota, Fungi, Ascomycota, Eurotiomycetes, Eurotiales, Aspergillaceae.